Molecule: messenger RNA, 936 nt
Organism: [Candida] anglica
Lineage: Eukaryota; Fungi; Ascomycota; Pichiomycetes; Serinales; Debaryomycetaceae
Source: the annotation of a GenBank genome assembly
AUGAUUUGUGUAGAAUGUGGACAUCCGGGUAUAGAAGCUCUAUAUUCCAAGUACAAGAGUGAUUACAUCCGACUAUCCAUAUGUAAUCAAUGUGGCAUGGUUGCCGAUAAAUACAUCGAGUUUGAUAACGUGAUACUAUUCCUUGAUAUCCUUCUCCUUAAGCCACAAGCCUACCGUCAUUUAUGCUAUAAUGAAAUCGAAAGUGAACUUAUUCAAGGAUAUGAGCAAUAUCCUACCACUUCGAGGGAUUCAAGGUCCAAGUUAACAAAAUUUUGGCGCACACUCGCCUCAUAUAAGAAGAUUGUACGGUUGAUGGUUAUGACUAUACUAUUUGAAGUAUAUUUGAUUUGGGCUUACGAGGAAAAGAAGAUAGAUCGGAUCCCAACAAUGGAUGUAAUCCUUAAUCUUGACGUUCUGGGACAAUAUUUGUAUUUCAUUCUCAGACUGGUUUCUGAGCAAAUUUGUUUCCAUACAUGUCUCCAGUACAUAUUCCAACGCUGCUUUGGAUGGGGCCAUAUAACAUCUCCUAAUAUCCCCAAGGCAUCACAAUGGGGGUACAAUGUAGCCGUAUUAUUGGUUGUGGUCUUGGUAUCGAGCUCGGUAAAACUUUUCCCAAUCCUUAUGCUUAUUUGGCCCUAUGAUAACUCAACAAACUUUGCCCUCUUCAUAAAUAUUGUUGGGUUUUUUAAUACUGUUGAGGCCUUGAGAGUGAUUACAAAGUGUAGAUACAUUGGGAUUGUAUUUGCCAUAGUGAUAUCAACACUCAUACUGCGACUAGUGUCUAAAGCACUCUUGGGUAUCAGUAUAUCCUAUGUCUCUGAAUUAUCCCUUGGUCAAAUUUUACAAACGGAUUAUUUAGAAAUGAUCUCUAAUUUUCAUGAAUAUGAAUUAUUUGUACAACAACUAUGGCUGAGUGUGUUUGAAACUAUUGAAUAA